AAGAGAUACUGCUAUAAAAAACAAUAAGCAAACAAAUUGUCUUUGCUUUAAAAUUAAAGUUGUUAAUAGGGUGAAGCCUUUGUCAUUUAAUUAUUUUAAACGAGGCAUCCAAUAAAGUAUUUAACAACGAAACGACUUAGAAACAACUAAUGUUUUAAUUGUAAGAAUAAUUUUAUGCUGAAAUUCUGCGAGCGUAAACAAAACAAAAAAAGAAAAAUGAGCAACAGCGAGGAUUCACAGCAAUAUCUCACAGAUAUGUUAGUCAAAGAGGAAGACGAUGCAUCGGGUGACGAAUCGGACCGACAGGAUGGACAUGGCAGCAUGCUGCGCGAACAGGAUCGAUUUUUGCCCAUUUGCAACAUUAUUAAGAUAAUGAAGGUACCAGUGCCGCAGAAUGGCAAAAUAGCCAAAGACGCCAGAGAGUGUAUACAAGAGUGCGUCUCGGAGUUCAUAUCAUUUAUCAGCAGCGAGGCCAUCGAGCGCAGCGUCGCCGAGAACCGGAAAACAGUUAACGGGGAUGACCUGCUGGUAGCCUUCAGCAAUCUGGGCUUCGACAACUAUGUGGAGCCCCUCUCCAUUUACUUACAAAAAUAUCGCGAGUCAAACAAAUCGGACCGCAAUUUAUUUCUGGAGGGCAGCUAUAUGCAAACCGACGACGCUAACGACUCGGGCAAGCAGUAGCAGACUAUCAUGGGGGCUUCUUAUUUAAGUUAUUAGUACCCUUGCAGAGGCUUAUAUAAUUUGGAAAAAAUUCUGCACAUUUGCAUUAAUAACCUAGCCGAUUUAGCCAUGUCCGUCUGUCUGUUUCUAAAAAAACUAGUCUCUGCUUAAAGCAAUCCUUAAGGAACAGCUAGGCCUUUCUUUUGCAGGCAGUGUGUCUGAGUUGCCGGAAUCGAACCCCUAUAUCUUAUUUAUAUUACAGAAGUACAUUUUGACGAAAAACUCGUUUGGUUUUUCGAAAUAUAUCAAUCCUAAUAAAUCGCGCACCAUAUGUCUGCAAGUGUAUUUAGUCUUCGGCAUACCGAA
Molecule: messenger RNA, 1026 nt
Organism: Drosophila montana
Lineage: Eukaryota; Metazoa; Arthropoda; Insecta; Diptera; Drosophilidae
Gene: Nf-YB
Product: nuclear factor Y-box B
Exons: 3
Coding region: 175-681 (168 amino acids)
Biological process (GO): regulation of transcription by RNA polymerase II
Cellular component (GO): CCAAT-binding factor complex
Molecular function (GO): DNA-binding transcription activator activity, RNA polymerase II-specific; protein heterodimerization activity; RNA polymerase II cis-regulatory region sequence-specific DNA binding
Source: RefSeq, a predicted model, not a curated record